Molecule: messenger RNA, 3314 nt
Organism: Cydia pomonella (codling moth)
Lineage: Eukaryota; Metazoa; Arthropoda; Insecta; Lepidoptera; Tortricidae
Product: saccharopine dehydrogenase-like oxidoreductase
Exons: 8
Coding region: 1375-2697 (440 amino acids)
Biological process (GO): glycolipid biosynthetic process
Cellular component (GO): lipid droplet; plasma membrane; mitochondrion
Source: RefSeq, a predicted model, not a curated record
ACGUAUGUGGUAAUCUCAACUAUGUAUAAUGUGGAUGACCCUGACCUGACAGCUUAGACUAGAGAAGCGAACGAAGUAUAAUUGUUGGCAUAGAUUUAUAACUAGCCUAGAUGCCUAGUCUGUACAUCCCUAGUGAAGCCAUUUCGAGUACGAAAUUAUGUCGCCCUCGUGUCAUCGUAUCCAAACGGCCCUCGCAGUACUCAAGGUCGAGUUGGUUUGUGUACACCUCCCGGUUAUAAAUUAAAAAAUACAAGAAAGAUGGUUGUUUGUGCGGUGAAUUGGUGUUACAACACAUCAGUGAAUAAAAACAAACCGCCUGAUAUAACAUUUCACGCAUUUCCGACUGAUCCGCUUCUGUCUGCGAGAUGGACGGAAAAAAUUAAAUUAAACAGGAACGAUGCAAUAUGGAAACCGACUAAACAUAGUCGAAUAUGCUCUCGCCAUUUUGAUGAGCAAGUAAAGUAAAUUUUAUUUGUGGAACACAGGUGUUACAGUUAAGGUCUGUAAAAACGAAACGCAACUGUCACUGUCGCACUUAUAUGGAAGACUGAUAGAGAGACACAAAGCGUUUCGUUGUUCGCAGCAAUAGCGCUUGCCACCUAAGCCUGCAGGUACAAUUACUAGUACUGACGAUAAAUAGUUAUUUGUUUUACAAGUGGAAAAGUUGUUGUUUAACCGCUCGUGCUAAUAUUGCUACUCGAGCUAAAUAAAGAUCCAAAAUGUCGAAAAAUGGAAUCUUGAGCGUUGCGAGGGUUUCAAGUUACGAGAGUUAAACAAAUUUUGCCCCAAGUGAAACACAAAACUUUUCACCACACCAACCCGAAGAAAAUAUUAGUCAAAUAAAAUCAAACCAAAUCAAAUCCAAAUGAUCGUCAUUAAAUAUUUAUCAUUUAAAAUCAUUAUUCCAACGUCAAUUCUACCAGCUAUUAUCUGUGCACAUUUGUAAAACAAAAAAAUAAACGUUUUUUUUUAUUUAAACAUUAUUUCACAAAGUACAGAAAUGCAAAGUCCUUAAAAGAAACCUUGAAAGCUUUUGCUACAAAUUUAAUAUCUACAUACACACUCCCAAAUGAUUGAUAGCCAAGUAUAAGGAUGUGGUUAAAAUCCAUCUACUUUAAGGGGAAUAAAUGAACUCUGGCAACCCAUUUUUGUAUAUAUGCGUGUGUCGCUGAGCGUAAGACACGAGCGUCGCACGCACACAUCGAUCGAGUUUCGGCUUCACUUUUGGCAGAUUAGCCUUAUGACGACUAACUGUCUAUGUUGAUAUGAAAUAGUAACAUAUUUGUUUUGCUACCAGUCGGACGACAUCGACAUUAACAACCAACUUAUUUAAUAAUUUAGUUUCUUGCGAAGUUGAAAAAAAUAAUCAAAAUAAUGAACGAACGAGUUGAUUUAGUUGUGUUGGGUGCCACAGGUUUCACAGGACGAUACGUUGUUAAACAUUUAGCUUCAAUUAACAACGAAACGGAUUACUCUGAUUUGACUUGGGGUAUAGCAGGACGCUCGAAAGAAAAGCUAAAUAAUUUGUUGGUGGAUCUGGUUGAUAAAGGUGUCAACGUAAAGAAUAUUCCAGUAAUAGAAUGCGAUAUAGCAAACGAAGCUAUGGUGUACGAAGUGUGUCGUCGAACAAAAGUAGUAGUGAACUCAACUGGGCCAUACACUACCUUAAGCGAGCUGGUAAUCAAGACCUGCAUACAAACUAAAACGCAUUACGUUGAUAUUUCUGCUGAGUUACACCAAAUGCUCAGUAUAUACAGAGGUUACAAUAAAGCUGCAGAAGCCGCCAAUGUGCUAAUUAUUGCUGCUUGCGGAUAUGGCUCCAUACCAGGGGUAAUGGGCUUCGUCCACCUGCAAAAACAUUUUAAAGGCACAUUGCAAACAGUUGAAUGCUACACAGAAAUAGAAAUGCCAAAAAGGGUAUAUAGUUUGGGAAAUAUACUAUGUGGCGGGGACAAUUGUCUCGUACACUUCGGGACAUGGGACUCCCUAGUGCACGAAUUGGGAAACUUUCCACAGUACUUUCGGAUGAAGCAAGAAAUAUUUCCUGAUGCUAUAUAUGGGCCAGAGCCAGACGAUAUUAAAAAAUCAUUUUUUCACCGAAAGAACGCAAACAUUUGGUUUCCUUAUCCAGGCCCUGAUAGUAACAUUAUAGAUAUGACACAACGCUACUUAUACGAAAAAGAAGGGAUACAGCCGGUUCAUUUUAAGAUGUACACAACAAUGCCACUACUGAUACAUUUAUUUUUGAUAAUACCGAUUUUCUAUUGUUAUUACUGGCUGUCUUAUUUCAAGUGCUUCAGAACAAUGUUACGGAGGUAUCCUAGAUUCUUUACGGCGGGAUUUAUGAGCCAUGAAGGGCCAAGUGAAGAAAAUAUGCACGAUACAAAAUAUAGCUUUAUACUAUCGGGGAACGCCAGGGUAAAUAAGAAAAAUAAGACAAAGCAUUUAAAGGUUUUUGGGACGCACCCGUACGAAGCCACAGCGAUAGCCUUUACGAUUUCGGCAAUUACUAUAUUAAGAGAUUACUCAUAUAUGCCAAAAGGUGGUGUCCUUACUACUGGUGCAGCAUAUUACCAAACUAAAUUAAUUGAUAGACUAAAUAACCAUGGUAUUAAUUUUGAGUUUAUUUCCGAUGACGGAGAAGAAAUAAUGACAGAAAGCAAAAGAAUGAAGAGCCAAAUUGAGAGUAUGACGUAAGGAUAGAGCCAGUCUUCCAUUUUGCCUGCAAUUUUCCCAGUAAGGAAAGAGAAUGUGCGGUACCUACUCAAAAGAGUCCACAGCUAGCUCGGUUCUCCAUACAAACGUUGUUACGCUUUCAUUUUAAAACAACUAGCUAGAUUGUUCGAAAACUUAGUACUUACAUAGGAUAAGGUUUAUCUAGUCCUGUAAUUGGUUUAUGUAGCUACAGACGCCAUAGUUAAAAAAAUACAGUCAAUUACAAAGCUUGUUUUUGCUGUAUUUCGUUUGUUUUAUAAACUGGAGCUAUAUAAAUUAAUUACAUAACUAGAUAUAACUCAUGUAUGUGCAAAAUUUCAUUACAAUCCAACACAAAAUGAGAGCGAAACUCCGUUUGUAUGGGAAGGUGAAAUUCGGCCGAGCUUGCCGGGGACUCUUAAAGUAACUUGCACAGUUGCAUCAUCGGCGGACAAGCAAUAUAUUUAGGCGCGUACGAAAGAGACAGGAAAUGGCCUGUCAACGAACGAAAUUCUUCGGGUUUAGUGGAAUCGCUCUAAUCUGUUUGGAAAAAUUUGACCGGGAAAAGAAAUGGUGAACUGUAUUUUAAUGACUAAAAAUAAAAAACAUGUCAGUCUUAA